Messenger RNA from Zootoca vivipara (common lizard), 8135 nucleotides. It is a transcript of the gene SEPTIN9, whose product is annotated as septin 9. Gene Ontology annotation, molecular function: GTP binding. The record is from RefSeq and is a predicted model, not a curated record. Lineage: Eukaryota; Metazoa; Chordata; Lepidosauria; Squamata; Lacertidae.
CACUGGUUCUCUUAGCUAGGGAUCAUGGGAGUUGUAGGCCAAAACAUCUGGAGGGCCGCAGUUUGGGGAUGCCUGAUCUAGCCCAUGCCUGCAUAACUUGGGACCUAGCAAGCCAAAUGCAGCCCACUUAGCCAAGUAUGCCUGCCAGCAACUCAACAACCUCUUGGCAGUAGAACCAGGAAUUUUCUCAAGCUCCGGGUGAUCAUUUGGCUUGGUAAGUCACAAGUUCUGCCAGCUUGAUGCAGUCCAGCCAUGCACCCAAAAGGCAUUUCCACCUACCCACCAGCAAUCCAAAUCACACCUUAGCCAGGAGAGGCUGCAAAAACUGUGCUAUGGUCCCCUCUUGUUGGGUAGACCAGGGAUGAAUGAUGGCUGAGCUCAAGGCAUGGGUGGGCUGCCUUGAUGGGAAGAGAUACUAAAUGAGCACAUCCUGUUGCUGUAAAUAACCCAUUGCAGACCCACCCUGACAGCUGCAAAUAAGUCCAAGUUCAUUCUCUGGUAGGCAUUGCAAGGGGAGGAUGCCCAUGCCAGCACCCUCCCAAGUCAUAGCAACAAUUUAAUAAAACCAGCUGUGAUACCCCACCUUGUUGGUGAGCUCACCGUGACUGUUCCAUUUAAUUUCCACUCUGGUUGGUUGCUCUGCCAGCACAGACUUCAUCACCUUGAGUUUUUGACAGGGGCUCCUGGAGAUCCAGCCUUUUCCCUCUAGGCUGCUCCACCACCACCCCACCCCAUCAAUGGCAAGAGAGAUUUUGCAGCCUCUCAGUUACAGGCCAGCUGUAGGAGCCCCAUCUCUCUGUUGGCAUAUGUGACAAGGGAAGGUCCAGCAGGCAGUUCCUCAUGCCAAGGCAACACGGCAGCUCCUUGCCAAGACUGAGUAGGAAGCCUCUUCACUGGAGACAGCAAACAUGUGCUUUAAUCCUCCCUAGUAGCCAACAGCCUGUGAUUCUCUCUCAUUCUCUCUCUCUCUCUCCCUCUCCCUCUCAUUCUACUGAGGAGUGAAGUCAGCCUUCAUCAGCUGAAUAGUUUGUGUAUAAUUUGACCCCCCCCCUAAAAAACAAUCACAAAACCUCAGACCAGGCUGGAUGGAGGAAUCAGCUGGCUUCUGGAGCUAUGAAGUGCUUUUUAAGCCAAAAAAGUAGGGGAGGAGGAGAAACAGCAGCAGAAUUAAGCAUGGAGAAAUCAGGAGAGACUUUUUAGCAGCUGGCGGAGAGUUGCUUGCUUUGUUCCAAGGAGCCAAGUUGCAGAGCAUCUCCCAGCUAAUAUUAAAUGACAAGUCAAGAAGAGAGCGGCAGCCUUGUCCUGGAAAUGUACGCACUGUGCCUUUAAGACUGUCUUGCGGGUGAACUGAGUUUCUCAGUUUAGCCCUGCACGUGGCAGAAUAUAUUUUUUUCGAGUGGGGGGGGGAGAGAAAUCACGUUGAAUUUCUCUCUUUUUUCCUGGGUCAUGCCUUUGGCACCUUCUUUAUUCCUCUCUCUCUCUCUAUUUCCACGAGACAAAGCUACUUCAGUUUGGAGCACAAACAUAUGAUCAGCACAUGGAAAUGUGGUAAUCCGGGUGCAUUCGUGAUUGCAGCCGAUUGAAGAAAUUAGACUAAAAACAUUUUUUUGAAGAAGAGGAGGAGGAGGAGAAGGAAAGCUGGGGGAAAGCAACAGGGAGAGUGGUUAAAAAGUACAAUUUGGGACAGGCGGAUGCUGAAUACAUCUGGUCGGGAUGGAGAGGGACCGGAUUACAGCUCUGAAAAGAUCCUUUGAGGUUGAAGAAGCAGACCAGCCUCCAAAUUCUUCCACUCCACAAAGACGGACACCCAACCCUCUUACUAGGUCCACAGUGUCCAGCUCCACACAGAAAUUCCAGGAUCUUGGCACCAAGAAUUCAGAGACCCCUUCCAGACAUGUGGAGUCUUCUGCACAAAGAUCUCCUAAAUCUUCUCUGAGGAGAGUUGAGCUCUCUGGACCAAAACAUCCUGAGCCAGUGUCCAGAAGAACAGAAAUCUCCAUUGAUAUCUCAUCUAAGCAAGUGGAGAACUCCACCCCAGGAGCUUCAAGAUUUGGCCUCAAGAGAGCAGAUGUGCUGGGGCACAAACCCCCUGAGACCGCUCCCAGGAGGACUGAGAUCAAUAUAGGCAAGCCUCAGGACCAAGCUCUUCGCAGAAUGGAAGUCCCCUCAAAGAUCCCUGAGCCAACACAGCGCAGAAUGGAAGCUGCUAGCCCACCUGUGCCUGAUGUUGCCACCAAACGUGUGGAAAUCCAGGUAGCAAAAUCUUCAGAGGUUCCAGUACCACCAGUCAGGCAGAAUGAAAACGUGGAGUUUUUCCCAACCAAUCAGCACCUGCCACCGGAACCAAAGCUACAGCCAGCAGUGACUGAAAUUGCACCCAAAUGCCAAGAAGAGGCCAUUCCCAGCUACCCAAGCGGCAUGAUGGAAGCCACUCGAGAUGCUGGCAUCAAGCAAGCCCCACCAACGCGGACAGAGAAACCAGCUGCUGAUUUUGCCUAUGUUGGGAUAGAUGCCAUCUUGGAGCAGAUGCGGAGGAAAGCCAUGAAACAAGGGUUUGAGUUCAACAUCAUGGUAGUCGGUCAGAGUGGCCUGGGAAAAUCUACUCUAAUCAACACUCUCUUCAAAUCCAAAAUCAGUCGCAAAUCUGUGCAGCCAAGUCCUGAAGAGCGCAUCCCCAAGACAAUUGAAAUCAAGUCAAUCACACAUGAUAUUGAAGAAAAGGGUGUUCGUAUGAAACUAACUGUCAUUGACACCCCUGGAUUUGGAGACCACAUCAACAAUGAGAAUUGUUGGCAACCCAUUAUGAAGUUCAUCAAUGAUCAAUAUGAGAAGUACCUCCAGGAAGAGCUUAAUAUUAACCGGAAGAAGCGGAUACCAGAUACCAGAGUCCACUGCUGUAUAUACUUCAUCCCCGCCACCGGUCACUCCCUCCGGCCGCUGGACAUUGAAUUCAUGAGGCGCCUGAGCAAAGUGGUCAACAUUGUGCCUGUCAUCGCCAAAGCAGACACAUUAACGCUAGAGGAGAGGGACUACUUCAAGCAAAGGAUCACAGCAGAUCUCCUUGCCAAUGGCAUUGAUGUCUACCCACAGAAACAGUUUGACGAGGACUCUGAAGACCGACUAAUAAAUGAGAAAUUUAGAGAAAUGAUUCCGUUUGCUGUGGUGGGCAGUGACCAGGAAUACCAGAUAAAUGGAAGGCGAAUUCUGGGAAGGAAAACAAAGUGGGGCACAAUUGAAGUUGAGAAUACAACGCAUUGUGAGUUUGCAUACUUGCGGGAUCUUUUGAUCAGGACACACAUGCAAAACAUCAAGGACAUUACCAGCAGCAUCCAUUUUGAAGCCUACAGAGUGAAACGCUUGAAUGAAGGCCAGAAUAUGCUCUCCAAUGGCGUAGCUGACAAAGAAGAGUUGGUAGCCAAUGAAAUGUAACACUCCAUGCCUAAGCAAGGACCCAGCCUGCUCUCUUCCUCUCCCUCUCCUGCCCCACACUUUUCUUUUCGUUAAAAAAAACAAAACCAAGAAAAAUCCCAUAUAAACUCUAUGCCACUGUUGUUUUCCCCUCUCCGCCAACAAUACCCAAGCUGCUGACAUUAACUGACCAAAUAACAGUACUUUUCUGUAAUAAAUGUAGUGUCUUUCUCUUUUCUAGUCUCUGUGAUGUGAAAGAUCUCUGUUCUUCUGUGUAGGCUGUAGCUACUGAUCCCUAGGGAGGGAUGAGGUUGAGAGGGAACCUCAACAGGAUAUGCAUUGGUUUGAUGUUUUACUUUAGUUGUGGCCUCCUUGCCAUAGGUCCUUUACUGUGAUAGGUGAGUGUCCCUUUCUUGAAACUCGCGGGGAGCUUCUAAGACGGAGAUGGACGUUGUUAGAAAGCACAGACUGACACCCACCCCACCCCCACCCCUGUCCCCUUUGGUCAAUUGGGAGGUGAACUGUAAGUUUCAUAGAUAGCUGCCUUAGUGUUGAAGUCUGGUGAAGUUGAAUGUGAGUGAUACCUUGGUGUUGUGCCAUGAGUUGAAGCUAUUAAGUAUGAGGCACAGGGCUGUGUGAAAGAGAGAAGAAGGUGCCACACAUACCAUAUCCUAUCCAUGCAGUUUCACCUCCAGUUAAAGCAACCAAGAAGUUGCAAUCCUGACCAGGUGAGGUUGAUCUGGAUGAGGAAGCUUUCAUUAGCAACUUUGUUGAUACAGGCAUGGUGAGGCAAUGAUGGAUGCUAGGUCAGACAUGCCACCAAAGCAUCCCCCCCCCAAUAAUAUGAAAUUGAGAGAGAAUAGAGAGGUGCUCCUGUCUGCCUUCUUUGUUUCAGUGAUUCAAGUCUAUGGUAAUCUUUUUCUUGAGCCACUUGAUUUCCUAGUGCCAAAGGUUUACUGUUUUGUAAACCAGAGUGGGAAGGGGGAAAGCAUUGUGUGUUUGUUUUUAGUGUGUGUGUACGCGUGUUUGUGUUCCUCUCUCUUUUGUAUCUUAUCGCCAUCCAUUUCAAGUGAAGAUUUUCAUGACCUAGAUAAAGUUUUUUAACGUGAGGGUAGAGUGAAUGGAGUAUUAUCAGAAGGCACAAUUCCACUCAGCACUAUGCACAUCUUACUCCCUGCAUGUCUGAUCUAUAACCCCUUUCCUUUUUAAAAAAAGCCAGCAAUAAUAGGGAGCCAGCUUGCUCACUGGAGAAAAGGAGGUGGUCUACUAUGGGAUCAAAUGUAAGUCACCUUGAUUCUUAGGACAUUCCUCUCCUCCCCAAUCCCCCUGUCCCUUUAAUCUCAGCUGAAAAGAGUUCAAUCCUUAGAGCUCUUGUUCUAACCUGUUUCUUAUUUAAAAUGUUAGAGAGGCUAUGGGGGUGUUCUUGGCUGUUUCUCAUUGUGCAGCUUUAUGUGUGUGUAACUUUUCUAAUUAUCUGUGGCUAAAAUUCCUUAGGUCUGCACAUAUAGAUGUGCCAUGCAUGCAAAAAGGUAUGGGGAACCUGUAACCCUGCAGGUGCUGUUGCUUGAACCCCAACUCCCAUCAUCCCUGAGCAAUGGCCAAGCAACAAAAUCUGCAGAGCCACAGGUUCUCCACCCCCUGCUCUGUAUUAAAUGCUGAGCCCCAGGAUCUUGCAUGCAUUCUGCAGUAAUGCAUGGCCCUUGGUUAAGCACACAGCUUAAUCUAAGAUUGACAAUUUACACAAUACAUUUCCCCAGAUGAUCUCUGUGCUUGAGGGCGGUUGUGAGGCAGGGAUCAUGUGGAAGCUGUUUACCCCAUCAACUGGUGCAAAUACGUGUGGUCCUAGGCCUACUUUCCAUGCCACAUUUUAAUACUGAAGCAGAGUUGUGCCAGUUGCUCAAAGGGUUCUUUUUAACACGGAUUUCACUUGAAUACAUCAGUCAGUCUUAACUCUAGUGGUCAGGCAACUAAACUCUGACAAACCCAGUAGUUGCAUGAAUGAACCAUCUCUUUACAGAGAAAGGGGGAAAGAACUGUGCUUGCUAAACACUUACCCGAUUUGGAGGGGCAGAGGCCAUGUUCAUAGUUGUGGCAAUCUAACCAAGAGAACCAGCAGUCACAGCUUUCUCUUCCUCAGACAGCAAAUCUGAAGUAGCCAGCUCUGUAGAACCUCCUCCUUUUGUGCAAUGUGCAGAGGACUCUCAUCACAGCUCCUUUUCCAAAGUGGAAAGCUCUGGCCAUGCUGCCCUCUUGUGGAGCUGCAAAGAACAGAAAGGGCAUGCUGAUUCCUGGCUUUCAGAAAAGGCAAAUGAUAAGUUUUCAUCUUGCUCUCACUGGCACUGAUGUAGCCCAUUCUCAGCUGGCAAACAUGCCUAAGGGGAAUGCUUCACACUUUAACACACAACACACAGGGAUCUCAGCCAGUGGCCACUUUGUCUUGCAUGUCCUUAGGAUGCAAGCCUACAAACCGACUCUAACCAAGACUUCCCAUGAGCUUACUUGCUGCUUCCACAGUGUUCCCUGACAAGUGCUUUCCUUUAUGACUCGAAAACUGUGUCAGGCAUUUAGUUCACUUGUUUUGCCACUCAUGGCCCUCAGUGGAUGCAUCUGCAAAUAUUCUUUGCUCAGAGGCACUCAUAUGUCGUCGUUUUUUGUGUUGCAAGUUAAAUCUAAGCCUGCCAUGUUAACUUUUUGUGUUGUCCCUCCCAAACGUAAAAAUGAAUAAAUGGAGGACUCUUUACUGAGCUGCAUUAAGCUGAGGAAAAUUAUUUUUUUUACUUGCUGACUUGCUAUAUUUUAGCAAAAUAAAAAUUGUAUUAACUAAAAAAUAUAUAUAUUUCAAGUGUUUAAGACUAUGAAAAGGGUAAUGGAGAAUGUUUCUUGGUUUUUUUAGAUGCACUUCAGCAACACACAAAUUAAAAUGCAUUGUAUCUUGUUUGCCAAUAUCUCAGCCAGCGAAAGCAAGACAAAAAUGGCUUUCUCCUUUUAUAUUGUACUUUGGGGUGGGGGGGAGGUUUUACCGAAUGAAACCAAAAAAAUAAAUCAUCCAAAUCUAUUAAAAAUGGCCUUUUUGAGGAUUGUAUGCAUUAUGACAAAUUUAGUUCUGUUUUGUAUAAAUAAUAGUGUUUAAUAUGUAUUUCCCAAAAAUAAAUGUUUCAAAUGGAAAAUGUCAGAAGGAUUAUUGUUGUCUUCAGGGCCAAAAGGUACCGUAUAUUUUGUGUAUGCUUUAGCUGGGAACUACACUUUUGCCCAACUGUUCUCUCAGCUUCUAAAGGUUCUUUUGCAAAUGGACCAAAAGUUGCAACAAAAAUGGGAUGGUGAGAAAGAUAGCAACUUAUUUUGCAGAGAUGCUUGAGUGUCUCUCCCCCUGCCCUCAUCUUCAGUGCAGAAGCAGUACAGCGGAUUGCCAUUCCUGAACUGAUAUUUUCAGGAAUGGAAUCUGACGGAAUUGAGGCAAAUACAGUCAUACCUUGUGUUGUGAUAGGUUCACAUUGCGUCUUUUCAGCUUGUGAACACGGCAAACCUGGAACCACACAUGCGCAGAAGUGCCCUAUUGUGCUCUGCGCUUGCGCAGAAGCGCCACUCUAGUUGCGGACUUUUCGGGAUGCGAAUGGCACUCUGGAACGGAUUGAGUCCGCAACUAGAGGUACCACUGUAGUGAUGAUGCAAGUUAAAAAGUAACUUACAAUCAAAUGGUACAGUGAUUAAACAACAAUACCCCAAAAUCUUUAAGGUGGUUUACAACAUAUGCAGAUGAUGUCUUACCAACUGAAAAGGAUCUUGGGAUGGUAGUGGUGGUGAAUAGCUCCAUUAAAAGGUUGACCCAGUGUGUGGCAGCUGUGGAAAAAAUGAAUGCCACAUUAAGGAGCAUUACAAAAGAAUCAAAAAUAUAACUACAUUGUUGUAAUGACUUAUCAGUUACAAAUUUAGCACUUAUAUUGGUCAAGAAGAAAUCACAGCACACAAAACACAAUAAACUUCCAUAUGUGGAAAGGUUUCAGCAGUUGGGGUUUUUCAGGUUAGAAAAAUGGUGAGAGGAGGGACAUGACAGAGGUGUAUUAAAUGGAACAAUGUAUGGAAUAAGUGGACAGAGAGGUUUUUAUCCCUUCCUCAUACUUUUAGAGCCUGUGUUCAGUUGGCUCUACCACCUUCAGCCACAACCCAAAAAUAAAUCUACCAAACUGGGCAUCGCCAGCACAGUACAGUCAUAUCUCACUCCAUAUUUCUAUGUAGUUUUGUCCUCUGGUCCAAGCCAGUAGCAACAGGAGGAGGUGGAGCAGAACUCCACAGGGAAUGUAUGAAGAGAGGCCAAUACAUUCCUUGUCGCCAUUCUGUAGGAUCAUCCCAGCAGCAUGAAGUGAACAAUUCAAGCAUGGCCCCCAAACAGUUGUCAAUGACUACACUUAAAAACACAUCUUGGUUAAUUAAAAAAAAAACAAGGGAUCCUGUGGCACCUUUAACAGCUCACCCAUUUUUUGUGGUUUAAGAUUUCCUGGGCCAUAGCCCACUGUAUCACUUUAUCGCUUUUAAAACCUAGGCUCUGACCCAAGAAAGCCUUUUCCGCAAUAAAUCUGCUAGUCUUUAAGGGGCCAAUUCUGACUUGGUUGAUUUUUCUGCAGCAAACUAAUAUGGCUUCUCCCAUCACCACCCUGGUGUGUAUCUUCUUGAACUAUGGUAUCAAAUGCUACCAAAAAACAAAUUUCAUCUUUUCGAUCUUAGCGUCUUAA